UCCCUCCCUCUCUCCUCUACCUGCCCUCCCUCCCCCAGCUUGAAAUUGGGGUCUUCACCUCAUCCGUCGGAAGAAAAUUCUCUCCCUCCCACCUUCUCUCUCUCUAGAUUCUCUCUCAUACAAUCCACAACCUCUCUCUAGAUUCUCUCUCGUAUGCAAUGGCGCCGAGUCUCAGGGACCUGCAGCUGACACCGGUCUCCGGCGGCGGCCGGAAACAUCCGGCCGACGAGGAAUCCGGCGACCUGGAGGACGUGAGGCUGCUCGACGCGUACGAGGACAGGAAUUCGAAGAAUCUAACGUUCGAUGAAGAACGUUUGAGGAGAAUUCAAGUGAGUGUGGUGGGGAUGACGUGUGCGGCUUGUUCGAAUUCCGUCGAAGGAGCCUUGAGAGGCAUCGAUGGGGUUGUACGAGCCUCGGUGGCUCUGCUGCAGAACCGGGCCGACGUCGUUUUCGAUCCCAAUUUGGUAAAGGAAGAAGACAUCAAGAUUGCAAUAGAAGAUGCAGGGUUUGAGGCAGAAGUUCUACCCGAACCAAGUACAACUCGAACAAAUCCAAAGGGAACCCUGGUGGGGCAGUUCACUAUAGGAGGAAUGACAUGUGCUGCUUGUGUAAAUUCUGUUGAAGGCAUCUUAAGGGAUCUCCCAGGAGUGACAAAAGCAGUAGUUGCUUUGGCGACGUCAAUGGGGGAAGUUGAGUAUGAUCCCACUGUAAUUAGUAAGGAUGACAUAGUCAAUGCAAUUGAAGAUGCUGGUUUUGAAGGUUCACUUGUUCAAAGCAGUGAGCAAGAUAAAAUCAUACUUGGGGUUGCUGGAAUAUCCAACGAUUUAGACGGGCAUCUUUUGGAAGGUAUACUUGGCAACAUGAAAGGAGUGAGGCAGUUUUGUUUCAACAGGGCAUCAAGAGAACUAGAAGUUCUCUUUGAUCCUGAAGUAAUUAGUUCUAGAGCCUUAGUGGAUGCAAUUGAGGGGGGAAGCUUUGGAAAGUUUAAACUACAUGUGAAGAAUCCUUAUACAAGAAUGACUAAGAAAGAUACAGAGGAAUCCUCAAAAAUGUUUCGGCUUUUCACUGCCAGUCUAUCUCUCAGCGUUCCUAUCUUUUUCAUGGGAGUAGUCUGCCCGCACAUACCUUUGUUGUAUGCUUUAUUGCUCCGGCAAUGUGGGCCAUUCCAAAUGGGUGAUUGGUUGAAGUGGGCAUUGGUUACUGUUGUUCAGUUUGGUGUUGGGAAGCGUUUCUACAUUGCUGCUGGCAGAGCUCUUCGAAAUCGUUCAACAAACAUGGAUGUUUUGGUUGCACUGGGUACCUCGGCCUCUUACUUCUACUCUGUUUGUGCUCUUUUGUAUGGUGCAGUCACUGGGUUUUGGUCUCCUACAUACUUUGAAACAAGUGCGAUGCUUAUAACAUUUGUUCUGUUGGGAAAAUACUUGGAAUCGCUUGCCAAAGGGAAGACAUCAGACGCUAUAAAAAAGCUAGUGGAGCUCGCCCCUGCGACUGCUUUGUUGCUUAUCAAGGACAAGGGUGGAAAAAGUGUUGGAGAAAGGGAGAUAGAUGCUUUGCUGAUUCAGCCUGGUGACGUUUUAAAAGUCAUUCCUGGUUCAAAGGUUCCUGUAGAUGGUGUGGUCUUGUGGGGUUCAAGUUAUGUCAGUGAGAGUAUGGUUACUGGUGAAUCCACACCUGUCUUGAAAGAGGUGGAUUCAUCAGUUAUUGGAGGUACUAUGAAUUUGCAUGGUUCCCUUCAUGUAAAAGCAACGAAAGUUGGUUCUGAUACAGUUUUGAGCCAGAUAAUUUGUCUGGUGGAAACAGCACAGAUGUCCAAAGCUCCCAUUCAGAAGUUUGCUGAUUUCGUUGCUAGCAUUUUUGUCCCUACAGUUGUUGCUAUGUCACUGGUGACGUUGUUGGGGUGGUACUUUGGUGGAGUUAUGGGAGCUUAUCCAGAAGACUGGCUACCCAACAAUGGAAAUUAUUUUGUUUUCGCUCUCAUGUUUUCCAUAUCGGUUGUAGUGAUCGCAUGCCCCUGUGCACUUGGCUUGGCCACCCCAACUGCUAUCAUGGUUGCAACAGGAGUUGGAGCUAAUAAUGGUGUCCUAAUUAAAGGAGGCGAUGCUUUGGAGAGGGCUCAGAUGGUUAAAUAUGUGGUAUUUGAUAAAACAGGCACCCUAACCCAGGGAAAAGCCUCAGUUACUACUGCAAGAGUUUUCACAGGAAUGGAACGUGGAGAAUUCCUUACAUUGGUAGCUUCAGCAGAGGCUAGCAGUGAACACCCAUUGGCAAAAGCAAUUGUUGAAUAUGCUCGCCACUUCCAUUUCUUCGACGAGCCUUCCACUACCAAGGAUACCCAGAACCACAGCAAAGAGUCUAAAUUCUCUUCAUGGCUUCUUGAUGUCUCAGAUUUCUCUGCUCUUCCCGGAAGGGGUGUCCAAUGCUUUAUUGAUGGAAAACAGAUUUUGGUUGGUAACCGGAAGCUACUGACAGAAAAUGGGAUCUGUAUUCCGACAUUUGCGGAGGAUUUUGUUGUAGAAUUGGAAGAAAGUGCAAGGACGGGUAUUCUGGUUGCAUAUGAUAGUGCCUUAAUUGGUGUUCUGGGGGUAGCAGAUCCAUUAAAGAGAGAAGCUGUUGUUGUUGUGGAAGGCCUUGUGAAAAUGGGUGUGAAACCCGUCAUGGUUACGGGGGAUAACUGGAGAACAGCUCGAGCUGUUGCCAGGGAGGUUGGCAUUCAAGAUGUAAGGGCGGAGGUGAUGCCAGCUGGAAAAGCUGAUGUUAUCCGUUCGUUUCAGAAAGACGGAAGCAUAGUGGCGAUGGUGGGGGACGGUAUCAACGACUCCCCUGCCUUAGCCGCUGCAGAUAUUGGUAUGGCGAUUGGGGCGGGAACAGAUAUAGCGAUUGAGGCGGCUGACUAUGUGCUUAUGAGAAAUAACUUGGAGGAUGUAAUCACAGCCAUUGAUCUCUCAAGAAAAACCUUCUCUCGCAUCAGAUUGAAUUACGUGUUUGCCAUGGCUUACAAUGUUAUUGCAAUCCCUAUUGCCGCCGGAGUUUUGUUUCCUUGGCUGAAGAUCAAGUUGCCGCCAUGGGCAGCUGGUGCAUGCAUGGCUCUAUCAUCUGUAAGUGUUGUGUGCUCUUCUUUGCUUCUUAGGAGAUAUAGAAAACCCAGACUUACCACUAUACUCGAAAUAACUGUCGAGUAGAUACAUGGGGAAGAAAAAUUUGAGUAUCCCAUUGUCGAUUUGUAGAGAACUCAAGCACACGGGGGAGGGGGUUUCUCUUUCUUCUUUUUUUUUUUUAUAAUUUUUAUGUAAAUGGGGUUGUUCUUCUAUCAACCCCUUUCAAUGUACAGUAUAUGCCAAUUGUUUUAUCACUAAACAGCUACUCGCGUGCAAAGGCCCAUUUAACUGAUGGUGGAUAGUUGUGCAUAAGUUGUGCCAAUUGAAGAAUAGGAUUUGAGGAUCGCAACCAUAUAUCCCGUUAAAAAAAAUAAACAAAUUUGCAAUUACAUUUAUAUCCUGUUUCGACAAUGGUCAUAGAUACUUUUGGGUCACAAAUUGGUGCACGGCCCACUUUCGAGUCUCACAAAAAUGACUCAAGCCACUCAUUAAUUUUAAAAUAAUUUUUCGAGUGGUCUCGUGAAAAAUCAACUUAAUCGGAUAACCGUAGGUACUUGAUCUAUUUUUACAUUUUGAAAGAAAAAUAAUUGGAUCAAGCAUAUACGUUUAUCCGAUUGAGUUGAUUUUUUACUGGACCACUGAUAAAAAUAUUUGGAAAUUAAUGAACGGCUCGGAUUAUUUGUUUGGAACCCGAACGUGGGUCCCGUGCAACAAUAUGUGCACCAUUGGUUGGUACCCAUAGAAUUUUUUUUGUUUUUUUAGCAAAAAUAAUUUCAUUCAUCACGAGAGGAUACAAAAUAAAAUCAGUACAAUACGGUGAAAAAAGAAAAGCAUAUAGAGAGAAUGGUAAGCAAUCUAUCUAAGGUUGCUUCUUUCUUUAUUUCUUAAAACAAGGUUCUCUUACCCGGCGGUGCUAUUAAUAGGCUUUAUUUCGAACCCGUAUGUGGACUGAAGAGGUGGAUUUCUCGCCGAUGUGCACCAGGUUGGUGACGGCCCGUUCUCCCGGACAGUAACUAUGGCUCGAACUAGACAUUCUAUUGGAGGGUAGGGAGCCCGUAGCCCCCUAUGGUCACACCCAAGAAGGAGUUACUACGCUGGUCGCCCCUUCCCACUCUUUAGAUUAUCAACAAAAAAAAAAAAGGUGAGGGAAAGACAGUUAUAGCAUCCAAAUAUAUAUUAAGCCACUCUGACCCUAUGAGUGACAAUAUGAGAGAUGAUGAUUCUACUGAAUGACCACAAUGUUACCAAAAAACCACCGCCGGACAUGAUCCACGGUAUUGUGACGGGGAUUUUCAAGAUGCCAGCGUAAUGGCAACGACUGCCUCCACCAGUGACAUGUUGUGCCCAAGGAAUUCGGUACUGGUGCAGGUGGCCAAUCGAACAACUGUAAGAGGUGAGCAUUGAUACCGAUCCAAAGGCGGUCUAAUGUCAUCCAAAGGAACAGCAAUCCACACUCCUCAAAGCAAAAGCCACCAAUUUUUGAGCUUUGGUACAACAAUUUAUUGGCUGCAACAGUAUCAAUACCUUGUCAUUUUGGGGGUCGGAGAGGCCUAUCAACAUAGUAAAAAAUUUCAUGUAAUUCGAUGAAGAACCAUUUGGAUGCAAUUAGAAUCAUCAACAAACUCUA
Rhododendron vialii is the source of this 4722-nucleotide messenger RNA. Its product is annotated as copper-transporting ATPase RAN1. The transcript has 9 exons. Gene Ontology annotation, biological process: monoatomic cation transport. Bases 159 to 3179 code for a protein of 1006 amino acids. The record is from RefSeq and is a predicted model, not a curated record. Lineage: Eukaryota; Viridiplantae; Streptophyta; Magnoliopsida; Ericales; Ericaceae. Gene Ontology annotation, cellular component: membrane. Gene Ontology annotation, molecular function: copper ion binding; ATP binding; ATP hydrolysis activity.